AUGGAUUCAGAACAAAUAAGCCAGAAAUUCAGAGAAAAUCUUGAAGCUCCCAACACAUCUCCAGCUCACGCCUCAAUUAGAACUCUUACCCAAGUAAUAGAAGCAAGCACAGAGCAGACAGUUCAAGGCCUUUCGAAAGAGCUUGAAAGAGCAGCAUCCAUCCUAUAUAAUGAAGCUGAAAGCCGAAGUAAAAUAUUGGGAAGAACUCCUUUAUCAGUUAUAGCAGGCUGUGACAUGUUUAGACAUCAUACUUCAAAAACUCUUGCAGCACUAGAUUAUGAUGACUUCCCUAAGCUCAAAGCCAAGUUGGUAGAGCGUGGAUAUUACUUAUCUGAGACUAGGCCAGCAUUUUUACAGAAAAUAGCUGAUAUGGCGAUUUGCUGCUUUAAAGACAACCAAAGUGUGCUGGUCCAUGGAUACUCAAAUGUAGUUAAUCGUAUUUUGGUGAAAGCUGCUGAGCAAUUUCAUAUAACAGUGAUAGUGACUGAGUGUAGGCCGUUUUGUGAAGGUUAUAUUAUGUGUGAAGAAUUAAAAAAACACAACAUUCAAUUUACGCUAAUAAUGGACAACGCUGUAGCCAGUGUUAUGGAUGGAAUUGACAUGGUCAUGGUAGGUGCUGAAGCUGUUGUUGAAAGUGGAGGAGUUAUCAAUAGAAUUGGCACCUAUGGCAUCGGCUUAAUUGCAAAGUUUUUCAAAAAGCCUUUAUAUGUAUGUACAGAAAGUUUGAAAUUCGUAAGGAUGUUCCCACUAAGCCAGCGAGAUCUACCGGAAUGCACAAAAUCUACAUGUCCGCCCAUACAAGAAUGCAAAGCUGUAGACAGUAUCAGCAUGACUGUAUGUGACUUGACACCUCCUGAGCUAAUAUCACUCAUGUUUACAGACUUAGGAAUUUUAACGCCUUCAGCUAUUUCUGACGAGUUAAUAAUGCUUUAUAACCAAUAA
Molecule: messenger RNA, 942 nt
Organism: Blepharisma stoltei
Lineage: Eukaryota; Ciliophora; Heterotrichea; Heterotrichida; Blepharismidae
Source: the annotation of a GenBank genome assembly